CGAGGCGCGUUGACAGUCACAUUUGUUUUGCGCGAACGAAGAAGCAGGUGCCAGGUGCCCCAAAACUUGCACGUCGCACAUAUGCGCGAGGCAACGUUGUCGCGGCCGCGUGCAUAUCACGCCGUAUCAUUCGUGCGUUCGUCUUGCUUCGUGUGCUCAUCCGAGAGAGCGAGCCGAGUUCGCAACCGCGUGCGAAGAGGUUAGUGCUCGCGUUCGCGACGGUCGGACGGACGGUGUCAAGUUCGUGUCGGUAAACGCGAGAAUCUCUCGCGGCAAGCGCGUUCGAGGAUUGAGGAACGCGACAGGAUUUCGAAUCUUCGUGGGAAGCAAUAGAGGACGAAAUAAUUAAAUUAAGAGGACAAAGUGCCGGGUAAGAGAGCGGUUUUUUCGUGGUCCAACGAAGCCAAUUGUUGAAACUCCUGAUUGAACUCGCGGCUCGCGGCAUUUUGGCGGGAUAGUGCGCAUUAUUGGGAAGGAUGGGCCCUCCAAGCAGCGCACUUGUACUCCACUCAUCGAUCGACAAAGAUCCAUCGACGUCGCCGCAGGGAUGCUCUGGCAUUUCGAUCUCAACAGAUUGGAUAUUGACUCACGGCGCCGCAUUGGGCCCGAUCAUCGACAAGUCCCCCGCGAUAUCGAGCUUCGUCAUGAAUAUGGUACCGGGAGAACUCACGACAGUGCCGAAAGAACUCACGAGCGAAUUGAAAUUUCGGAUCUAUCGCGAUCUAGGGACCGACGAUCUCCGAUCGAGCUCAAUUAAGGAACAUCACGGCGAGAUUGUAGCUGCCUGGAGGUGUUCGCUGCUGAAGAAAACCUUCGACGAGUUCUUCAAAACGUGGAACUUUCCUAAAUCAUCCGAGUUUGAUCGAUCGCUGCGGUCGGUUUUCUUGCUCAUCCGCAUCUACGAUCCCGAGCCAAUCGUGGAAACGUCGGUCGAACAAGCCUUGUCUUGUCUGCUGGACCAAGCUCCGCGAAAUCUUAUCCGCGGAUCGUCCGUGGAAAUCGAGUCGACGCCCUUCGGCAAUCCCGUAUUCAUUGGUUCGAUCGCGCGCGGUGUUAUCAGUAAUGUCGUCGGCGACGGAGGCUGCGUUAUCAUGACGGACGCGUACGCAUUCCCCGGCGGCGAGGGUGGUCCCGUAUAUGUCAUCCCGUCAAAUGGGUAUAGCAAACGCAGAGUUAUCAGCGGGAUGGUGAUCGCACCGUUGAGCUGGUGUCGCGGAGAAUGGGUGGACUACACUUUCGCCGCCAAUCUUGCGCCGUGUGUGCUCAACAUUUUACGGAAGAGGAAUUCUCCUUGUUCUCCGAUCAUAGAUCGCGAGUAUUAUGAAGAUACAGAUGUGGUGUUAGAUAAAGGCGUCGUGCUUGUUAGAUGUGGAAUUAAUUGGGGUACAGGCAUCCUCGUGCAUAAGAAUACUGGUACAUUCCUCACGUGCUCACACGUCGUCGCGGAGGCGCCAGAAAGGGAGAUAUCGAUCGUAAUGAGGCCGGACAAGCCCAAUUUACGUGUCCAGGCAAGACUGGUGUACAGAACACCGGAGAAUCAACCCUAUGACGUCGCUGUAUUGAGGGUGAACCCGCAACACAUGGAUCCCUCGGUGAGAUCUAUACGGUUGUCCCAUGCUCCAAUUUUAAAGGGUGAACCGGUGGUCUCCGUGGGAUUUCCGUUCUCCUCGUCCAUUCGGCCGACCGUCAGCGGUGGCGUGGUCUCCAAGUCGAUGAACUGCGCACUCCUGACGACCUGUUGUGCCCAGAGCGGUACCAGCGGCGGACCGAUCGUCAGUCGAGCGACCGGUGACAUGCUGGGAAUGGUUGUGUGCAACGUGCUCUCCUCGGACGGCACCGUGCUCUACCCGCGGAUGAGCUUGGCGGUGCCGGCCGCCACGCUGAGCGGGCCCCUGCGGGAAUACUUGCGCACUGAUAAUCCCGAUGUGCUCCGAGAUUUCACGUGCAACGACGCGGUAGUGCACAAGAUUUGGAACUUCCACCCUUUCCUGCCAGCUAAACUGUGAAAAGAAGGACGCGAGAUAAACCUCUACAGCAUAAUCCAAGCUCUAGGUCUGACCAAUUAAUGGAAGACUCUUUGCUAUUCAAUACGCGGUUUUUGUAUUGCGAUUCUGUACAUCGCGGAUAAACAUAUCGGACUGUUUGUAUUGCGGAACGUUUGUCUCUGAGUCACGCUGGACCUGCCGAUUUCAGGCUUGAGCAUAAUCUCGCGUCGAAUCUCGUUGAAUAACGUACGCCAUUGACCGAGUUUAAUGCAAAGAGAAAGUUUUUCGUGACGUCAAAUGCGGCGAUCAGCGCGCAAAGCGACACGAGUCAACGAUCCCUCGGGUACACGUUGAAGACUUUUGCAUGAAUAAUAUUCACAUCGUCGCAUCUAGAAUCUUCGAACGAUGCUCGAUGCUGGUGUACCUUGCGAGAGCUGCGUUUAUAUUAAAAAGAAGAAGACACGUGAUUCCAACAACAUUCCUUUUCAGAUUUGCAUACAUCAUGAAGCUAUUUGUAAAACACUAUUACGCGAAUUUUAUUUUUACACUCGUUUUAUCAUCUAACAAAAGCUCGUACAAUGGAGAUUUAUAUUUCUCUGUUGAGGAUAAUUUGUAUUAGUUAAUUAUAUAAUUAAUUUGCUUUAGUACUAGCUAAUUAUAUUUAAUCAUUAUCUAAUUUAUAUUAGCCAUCAUGAUAAAUCGAGGGGCCGGAUAAGAUUUUCAGGAAAUUAAAUUGAAUUGUCAUUCA
Messenger RNA from Temnothorax curvispinosus, 2733 nucleotides. RefSeq names its product peroxisomal leader peptide-processing protease-like. The record is from RefSeq and is a predicted model, not a curated record. Lineage: Eukaryota; Metazoa; Arthropoda; Insecta; Hymenoptera; Formicidae. Gene Ontology annotation, biological process: regulation of fatty acid beta-oxidation; protein processing. The transcript has 7 exons. The coding region runs from base 477 to 2006 and encodes 509 amino acids. Gene Ontology annotation, cellular component: peroxisome. Gene Ontology annotation, molecular function: serine-type endopeptidase activity.